This is a messenger RNA of Grammomys surdaster, 774 nucleotides long. RefSeq names its product basic transcription factor 3 (gene Btf3). The record is from RefSeq and is a predicted model, not a curated record. Lineage: Eukaryota; Metazoa; Chordata; Mammalia; Rodentia; Muridae. Bases 241 to 774 code for a protein of 177 amino acids. Gene Ontology annotation, cellular component: nascent polypeptide-associated complex; cytosol. The transcript has 5 exons.
GUGUUACUUCCGGCCUCCCUCUAGCUGCCAUCUUGUGUCCCCGCGUGUGUGCGCCUUAUCUUAGCUGGUCUGCCCGAGACCCCCUGAGCGUGAACCUUAGUUCCCCGCGCGGUCCCAUUUCCACUCCGACAAGGUACAAAAAGGCUGUGGACGCCGGCGAGGGAGGAGAACGGGAGCGGGGGCGGGCAUUUCCCGGCAGGAGCGAGACAGGGAGGGGACAGGGCUGAGGAGAGGAGAGCGAUGCGACGGACAGGCGCUCCCGCUCAGGCUGACUCUCGGGGGCGAGGGCGAGCCAGGGGCGGCUGCCCCGGGGGCGAGGCGACGCCCUCUCUUCCUUCACCUCUCGGCGGAACCCGAGGACAGGAACCUCAGAUGAAAGAAACGAUCAUGAACCAGGAAAAACUUGCCAAACUGCAGGCACAAGUGCGCAUUGGUGGGAAAGGAACUGCUCGUAGAAAGAAGAAGGUGGUUCACAGAACAGCCACAGCAGACGAUAAAAAGCUGCAGUUCUCCUUAAAGAAGUUAGGGGUAAACAAUAUCUCUGGUAUUGAAGAGGUGAACAUGUUUACAAACCAAGGAACAGUGAUCCAUUUUAACAACCCUAAAGUGCUACAAAGGAAGGAAUCUGAUGUGGGCUCCAGCUUGCUUGUUCUUGUCUUCCAGAGAAGGAUUCCAACAAGUUCCAACCUAGCCCAUACUAAUUUUGGGGGCCUUUGGGCCACUAGUCACAAUGAGGAGAAGUUAUUGGACAGCUCCCAAGACAUGACUGAAUGA